AUGGAAAGCCUUAUCGAAGUACCUGUAAUUAACGUUCGCGCCUUCUUAGAAAAAGACCCCGCAGAAUGGGAGAACCAAUGCAAACUAGUAGCUUAGUCACUUCAUCAAUUCGGAAUACUAAUCUGGAGAGAUCCCCGUGUUAAAGAGGAAGAUAAUGAAGACUAUAUCGAUUUAAUGGAAGAAUACUUUGAGUCUAACGCAAGAAAAUUUUACUCUGGUGAGAAACUUAAUGAUUGCAAACCAGAGUUCAACUUCUAGGCUGGAGUCACACCAGAAAAGCAGGAAAGAGCCAGAAACCAUCAGCAUGUCCUCGAUUAAUUGACCCCAGAAAAUUACCCUCUCUCUAAGUUUCCACCUGAUCUCGACGCCAAGUGGCGCUUCUUCUGGGCCAUAGGUGAGAGACCUGCUGAGGUUGCAGACAAUAUCCCUAGAGUUAUACCUGAAGGAAUCCCAGAGUGGGAAAAGAAGAUGAACAAAUGGGGUAACAUGAUGAUUGAUGCUACUUUCACUGCCGCAGAAAUGGCUGCUAUUGGAAUGGGACUUGAUAGUUAGACAUUCACAAGCAGAAUGACCGGAGGUCCACAUCUUCUAGCACCUACAGGCUCAGAUCUAGAAAGAUACGAUGUUGGAACUACAUUUGCUGGCUUUCACUAUGACCUAAACUUCUUGACCAUCCACGGAAAGUCUAGAUACCCUGGGCUCUUUAUCUGGCUUCGUAAUAUGCAAAAAAUCGCAGUUAAGAUUCCUCCAGGUUGCUUGCUUUUACAAGGUGGUUCAAUGUUUGAACAUAUCACUGGAGGAUACGUAUUAGCUGGCUUCCACGAAGUUAUGUACACUGAAGCCACAAAGGAAGCAAAGGAGAAGGCUUAAUUAGAUCCUUCAAGAAGAUUAUGGAGAGUAAGCUCCACUUUGUUUGGCCAUUUGAGAUAUAAUGUCGACAUCAGCCCAAUGGAUGAGAUGAAGAGUCUUGUCGACAUUGAAGAAGCAAGAAGAAAAUAUAAACCUAUGUCCGCUCACGACAAACUCAUGGAGGAGCUCAGAGCCAUUAAUCUUGCUCCGGCUGAGACUCAAGAGACUGCCGAGGGAAUCAUUGACUCGCUUAAAGCCAUGAUGUGA
Messenger RNA from Stylonychia lemnae, 1116 nucleotides. Lineage: Eukaryota; Ciliophora; Spirotrichea; Sporadotrichida; Oxytrichidae. The record is from the annotation of a GenBank genome assembly.